Molecule: messenger RNA, 1314 nt
Organism: Phytomonas sp. EM1
Lineage: Eukaryota; Euglenozoa; Kinetoplastea; Trypanosomatida; Trypanosomatidae
Source: the annotation of a GenBank genome assembly
AUGAAAGGGCUCAAUGGAGUCAGUCCGCCGGCAGCCAUAGCACACCAAAACUUUACAGUAGAGUGUGCGGUCCUCGUGUUGCACUUUAACGGUGUCGGUAGUGUUGUGCUGAUUGACGGCAGUGCUUCUAUAUUCUGUGCGAAUCUCACACGCAAUGCCCGCUACCACUUCGACAAGCGUAGCAUUCCCAUUGAAGUCCCCGUGAGCGCCCGCUUCGACGUGGAGGGCGACUUUGUGGCUCACCACAGUGUGUUAGACUCCACGGUAGAGGACCUGAACGCGGUCCUCGACGCCGCCCGGGCAGAUGCCUUUGUGGAGCUCGGGAUGCACCGCCCAGCCCCUGCGGCCUCGCCCAACGACCGGCGUGGGGAGGCUGGGAAUCCAGACGAGGAGGCCUACGCGGGCCCCCGCGUGUUAGUCGUGGGGGAUCAAAACAUGGGCAAGAGCAGCCUCUGCCGCGCCCUCGUGAACCUCGGCGUUCGCGGGCGGCGGUGCGGGAUCACUUUUGUCGACGCGGACGUCGGGCAGCAGGGCGUCUCCUGCCCGGGCAGCGUCUCCGCCGUCUUCAUGGAGGGGCCCGUCCCGGUGGAUGAGGCGUUCAACGCCGUGAUGCCGCUUAGUUUCUUUUUCGGUAGCAAAGUCGUAACGGUCGCGACGCGUAAGCGGUAUUUGGAUCUUUGUGCGUGCAUCGCGCAGGCCGCGACCGCGGUUGGCUUCGCGAAGCCGCACUUUCAGUGCGGUGGUAUGAUCAUCAACACGAUGGGCUGGACAACAGGGCUCGGUCAGGAUCUGCUGAUUGAACUCGCGGCAAUUUUUUCUGCUACGCAUGUCAUCGUCGCGGGCUCGGACGUGGCGCUGGAGACGGCUAUGGAGAAUUCUGUGCUCGGUCGAAGUGUGCGUGUAAUGCGGUAUCCUAAGCAGUCACUGAUCUUGAAGCGUAACGCCUCGCUUCUCGCAGAAAUGCGAACUCAACAACUUGUUUCAUACUUCGUUGGAACUCCUCGAACGCCUCUUUUGCCUGCUCGACUCGUCGCAAAAACCACCGAGGUGUACUUCUUGAACUCUCUGACACUCGACUUGAUGUCCUGGCAGGAUAUUAAGUCAUGCAGCCUUGCGGCAGUCGUUUGGGCGGACAGUGUGGAAACUGCCGCAGAGGCGAAUGUAGCGGGGUAUAUCGUCCUUUUAGAGAUCGGCAAGCGCUUCUUUUCUUUCCUCUCGCCAGCCUCCGGUGCCCUGCCAAAGCCAUAUCUAUUGGUCUCAAGCACCAUUUCCUUACCCCCAUCCAAGGUCCCACCUUUAGGGGGGACAGCAUAG